AUGCAGGCUCAUACUUACUUCAAUGAUGGCUUUCAAAUAUAUUAUAAUCCUCAACAUCAAAACUAUACACCAGGUCAACAACAGUUUUUUGAAAACCAUAAUUUUGUGGGGCUAGAGUCAACAUCAGCCUAUGAAAAUGCUACUGCUCUCGAAGACUAUAACACAAGUCAAACGAUGGUGAUGCAAAAUAUCAAUGGUGAUCCUAAUAUGAGCGCUCAAAUGUUUCAAUUCCAACAACAGCAAAUUUAUAACUCUCAUCCUCAGCUAACUGGUAGCGAAGGUUAUCACAAUGCUUCAUUAAGUUAUCAAGAAGCUGCUCAUGAUUCCAGCUCUCAACAUCAGUUAAUGAUGAACUUUAAUAAUGAUUUUUCAUCGCAUCAUGCCCAAAGCCAAUUUGAUUCAUUUCCGAUGAUUUCUACAAAUUUUGUCUCUGAUCAACAAGCAUAUAUAACCCCACCAUUCUCUAAUGAAUUAGCUGAGCAAAACUACACUACAAUUACUGGAUCACAAGCUCAACAACAAUUCCAAUCACAAGUUUCAAAUAAGCUUGUACCAUUAUCUGGAUUUCCAACAAUUGAUACAUUUAAUAACGCUCCAAUAUCACCAAUUGAAACCCCAUUAUCAUCACCAACAUCAUCCAGCUUAGAAAGCUCACAAGUGAAGGCUAUAGAUUCCAACAAACCUCAACUAGCAACCCCAGUAUCACCAAAGAAGCCAAAAAUUGGGAGACGUCUAAGUUCACCAAAAAUUAGCAUUUCAAGCUCACGUCGUUCUUCGGUUCCAAAUGCAAAAGUAUUAAAACCAACAGUCAAAAGAGCUGCAACUACACCAACCUUACCUUCUACAGUAACCUCAAAUCUUACACAACACACAACACAACCUGGUCCAAUUCCAGCUACAAAACCAAAAAUAGCAAAAGAUCCUGUAACUGGGGAAGAACUUCUGAUGUUUUCCUAUUCUAAAAGAAAAAUAAUAAAGAAUUUUUCAAUAAAAUGUCCAGGUGAUCAACAAAAGCUUGAAAACAUUUUAUCUACUCUACCUCAAGAGUUUACAUUAGAAAAUUGUGUUUAUCCAAGAGCAAUGGGAACAGAAGAAGAAUACAAAGGUAAUAGAUAUAAUUAUGAAAAAGAAUGUAAUGAAAUUGGAUGGGGUCUUUCUUGGUUGAACCCUGAACUUAGAAACCACAGAGGACUAAUCCAAAGAGCUGUUGAUAGUUGGAGAAAUACUAGACCAGACAAAAAGUUAAGAUCCAGAAGAGUUAGAAAAAGUGAAUUAAAUGUGGAUAAAUAA
Molecule: messenger RNA, 1290 nt
Organism: Hansenula ciferrii
Lineage: Eukaryota; Fungi; Ascomycota; Saccharomycetes; Phaffomycetales; Wickerhamomycetaceae
Product: Cytadherence high molecular weight protein 3
Exons: 1
Coding region: 1-1290 (429 amino acids)
Source: RefSeq, a predicted model, not a curated record